AUGGCUUCAGUUAACGACAUUAAUAAUUCUGUAGAGGAUGAUGUUGUAGUGGAUUCAGUGGUAGCUACAGAUGAAUUCAUGCUGCUGGAAGAACGUUCUGGUACGGACACGGUUGUUAUAGAAGAUGCAGAGGUGACAGCGAUCAAAGAAAGGAUGAAGGAGAUGGACGAUGAGGUGAGGAAAUUGAAUGAACUCCAAAGUGAAGUUGAAAAACAAUACAAUAGAAGUGCAACGACGUCAACGGGAUCGGCGAGUCCUCUAAACAUUUCUUUGGAAGAUAAGAUUAAGUCCGAUAACAGCAGUGUGUAUGUGGGGAACGUCGAUUACGGGACGACGUCUGCCCUUCUGGAGGCGCACUUCCAUGGCUGCGGCGCCGUCAAGAGGAUCACCAUACCCGUGAACAAGUUUAAGGGGAAUCCGAAGGGGUUCGCCUACAUAGAGUUCGCUGAGCCUUUGUCGGUGGAGUUGGCCAUGAAGAUGGACGAAUCUCUUUUGCGCGGAAGACAGAUCAAGGUGAUGCCGAAGAGGACUAACAGACCUGGAUUCUCUACCACAAACCGUCCGCCCAGAAGGGGUACACCCGGAUAUCGCGGCAGAGGUUCACGCAGACCCAGCAGGGGCUUUACUGGAAAUUUCGCUUAUCCCCGUGGGUUCGGUGGGAAUAGAGGAAGAGUCAGCCACUUCACACCCUAUUAA
Nicrophorus vespilloides is the source of this 696-nucleotide messenger RNA. Its product is annotated as polyadenylate-binding protein 2-B-like. Gene Ontology annotation, molecular function: RNA binding. The record is from RefSeq and is a predicted model, not a curated record. Lineage: Eukaryota; Metazoa; Arthropoda; Insecta; Coleoptera; Silphidae. Bases 1 to 696 code for a protein of 231 amino acids. The transcript has a single exon.